AUGACAGAAAAGAGCCGUUCUAGUGCCAUUAAAAAGUUCCUGCGUCAAUUAAAAGAAAAAGGCAAGGUAUUCGCAGAUUUUCGAACAUGUCUAGUAACACUAGAAGAAGAAGCUGCAUCGAAAGGUUUGAGUGAUUCAACCAUAAAAACAAUGGUGGAUAUCUUGCAACGUAAUGAUUUAAGUGCAACCAAUGCUGUUCCCUUUAUAAAAUGCAUGAUUCCAAAAGGUAAAGUAAACGACAAUGAAGCUAAAAAACUGAUAGUCUGGUUCCUGCGUACUUCUGCUGCAGUCACGACACUUACAACUUUAUUGCAAUGGAUCAUUGGCUGUUGGGAGUACCAGCUUGUAAAUAGAAACUCAAUCUAUAUAUUUUACGAUGCUUUCUUUUAUCUCAUGGUGACACAAGAUAAACUAGAGGCAAAGUUAGCUCAAUUAAUAUACUUAAUAACCAAACCAGAGGAUGUGACAAGAAGACAAGUUCUAAGAUUAAUAAAGUUGAAUGGCAAUUAUAGAAAACCUCCAAGGCAUCUCACUGCAUUGCUGUCGCUAUUCAAAUCAUAUAAACCAGAAUUUGUACCUGAAAAAAUUCCAACAAUAAACAUUCAAGGCAUCUGGAAGCCAAUACCAGAGUUUUUACGCUUAGGUUUUGAAGAUGCAAGAGAUAGAAUAAUUUUGAUACAAACUCAACGAAGUAAUGAACUCUAUUAUAAUUGGAAUAUUUUUAAUAUACAAAAAGUCAAAAAAAAUCAAGACCCUCUGGUGCCUUCUGUAGGAUAUUUUAAUCUUGGUUCAAAUAUUUUUAAUGAAAAGAUAGAGAAAUCCAUUUUUGAUAUAACUACUACUGUACAACUUGGAAACCAUCAGUCUUCUAUAAGAAUGCCAUGCAACUCCACAUCAUUAUUGUCAAAUAUAAUAGGAUAUCAUCUCUUGACUUAUACUGAUUUUGAGUAUCAGCAAAGAUUUGUACACAAUCUGUACAACACAUUCUGGAGAUCUUUUAUAUUUGAAAAUGGAAGGUACUCAAAUGAGGAAAUGAAUAAAAUUUUAGAUAUGACCAUUGAAUUUUCCAAAUACAUGCAGCAUGGAAUUCCCAUUGUCAGUUAUUUUGUAAAUGAAUACAUGUCUUGUUAUGUUGAUGAUCAUCAGUUAAAAUUAUUGGGCUUAAUGCAAUGGAGUUCCAUUUCUUUACCAGAGUUACAAGAUUAUGUGUUGAAACACAUAAAAUUAGUAUUUUACAGUUCAUCCAUACAAAAUAAAUGUAUGAUAAUUAGAACAUUAAGAACAUUGAUGUUAAAUCUAUUUGUGAUAAAUAAUAACUUAUUCAAGAACAAAUCGUUUCCAUUUUUGGGACAAAAUUUCAUUGGUAACAUUCCUGAAUCAGUGAGAAUUAUUGAAAGUUUCACUAAAGAACUGAUAGUGUCUUCUUUGAAUAUACACUCCGAAAAUGCAAGUUUGGUAUCAGAGGCUCUUUCAUUUUAUGAACAAAUAGAUAUUCUCGAGAUAUAUAAAGAAACUCCAAUAAGUUUGCCUCCAAUUGCAUUAGUUUACAGUUGCUUUAUCAACAAAAGCUGCGCCUUGCUAUCAAGAAUAUGUGCUUUACUAUUGCAAUACAGAAAGUAUUUUCAACAUAAAAACCAAACUUCUAUUAUUAGUCGUAAGUGGUUAGUAACAUUUGCAGAAGAUUUUGUAAGUGCCCUAUGGUUUGAUAAUUGUUUUAGCACUCGAUUAGAGGUAAGAAGAUACUUUCUGAAAAGUUUAUCUGAAGUGAUUGUCAAAAGUAAUGGAACUUGUGAUAUUGAUAGUUUGUUGAAUAUUUGUCAGCAUUAUGCAGUGCUGCCUUAUUUAUACACAUUGAGUACUAGUGGAUUGCAUAUUCAAUCAAAGCAUGAUGCCAGAAAUGUUGCAGCUUAUUAUUAUAAGCAUAUUCAUAAUUUUAUUACUGCAUUAUUGGGUGAUGAAGAAUAA
This is a messenger RNA of Phymastichus coffea, 1965 nucleotides long. RefSeq lists its product as uncharacterized. The transcript has a single exon. Lineage: Eukaryota; Metazoa; Arthropoda; Insecta; Hymenoptera; Eulophidae. The coding region runs from base 1 to 1965 and encodes 654 amino acids. Gene Ontology annotation, cellular component: kinetochore. The record is from RefSeq and is a predicted model, not a curated record.